This is a messenger RNA of Seminavis robusta, 1626 nucleotides long. The record is from the annotation of a GenBank genome assembly. Lineage: Eukaryota; Bacillariophyta; Bacillariophyceae; Naviculales; Naviculaceae.
AUGAUGAAUGGAUCUCGUCACUAUAAGCUUGUUCAAAACGACAGGCAAAUGAAGUACCUCCUUGGUUACACCCUACGUUUCCUGGUGGCCCUCUUGGUCCUGACUCGCAAUUUCCAAGGAUGCAAUGGGAAAGCAGCUCCUGCCCACUACUAUCCCCGUCAGCUGGUGGAUCAUUUGCACCAAAAUGACCACUACAAGGGAAAAUUGUGGUCCCAGAGGUACUAUGUUUGGUCCGAUCAUUUCAAGGGUCCUGGGUCUCCCAUUUUUAUGAUUCUUGGAGGAGAGGGGCACAUCUCUCCGGAGACUGGUAUCUAUUACCCGUUUAUCAGUGAUCAUCUAGCCAAGAAUUUUGGAGCUUUUGUUGUACAACCAGAACAUCGAUUUUAUGGAUUCAGUCAACCUUUGGUGCACGCAAAUCUAACAUUAGAAGGAAACAGUCAGCAACAAUCUGCCGAGUCAAAAAGGGAAUUGAGAGGAAGAACUCUGGCGAGGAAAAUGGAUCCAAGAGUUCAACUCUUCACUGCAGAGCAAGCCCUGAUGGAUGCAGUUCGUUUAGUACAGCAUGUGGCUCAAGACCAGCUUCGAUGUUCACUUAACAAGACAUCCUCUGACUACUGUCCUGUGAUAACAGUAGGAGGCUCUUAUCCUGGAUUUCUCAGCAUGUCAGCAAGGCUACGGUUCCCCGAUGUGAUUGACAUGUCGUAUGCUGGGUCAGCGCCUGUCAAGUUCUAUUCUCAGCAGGUACAAGAGGGAGACUACUACAAUCACAUCUCCAAAGUAGCUGAAAAGACAAUUCCUGGCUGUUCCAAAGCUGUCAGACAAGCUUUGGAUGAUGUGCUACAAGAAGGCUCAUCAUCAAACUACAUUCCUGCCAUUGAUGUUGGUAUUUGCCCAGGAACACUUCCGGACUACAUCAAAAGUCGACACGUGUUCUUUGAAGAACUUUUCAUGAUGGUUGGAUAUACCUUUGCCAAUGACAAUAUGGGCAAUUAUCCCCCUUCACCUCAGACCAAUUUGUACAAAGAUUGUCAGAUUUUCUUGGAUGACCAUUCCAGUGCUGUGGACAAGGUCAAGACAUUUCUGACUGACAGACUAGGAAGAGGUUCUGACUGUUUCAACAUGGGCCUCCAGCUUCCAGCUGGGCGUCAUGCUACUAUUUCAGGAGGUGAUUGGAGUGGUGAUGGGACUGGUACGGAUGGCGAGAGUUGGGACUUUCAGACGUGUACACUUUUGGUGGAGAAAAUUGGCUUUUCCCAUGAAUCCAUGUUUCCUCCUCGGAAUUGGACACUAGAUUGGAUGAAUGCUCAUUGCCACGCACGGUUUGGAGUUAAGCCGCGUCCCACAGAACUGGUUGCAAAGUGGAAAUUUGAUGACUUGGUAGCUGCCAAUGCAAGUCGCAUCCUGUUCACAAAUGGCUUGAACGAUGGCUGGUCCGUUGGUGCUGUCAAACAGAACUUAUCAGAAAGUCUCUUGGUGCUGAACUUUGAAAAUGGAGCGCAUCAUUCGGAUCUGAACUCGGUAGGCCCUAGGGACACGGAUACUGAAGAUAUCAAGGAGGGCUACAUUAUCAUUCAGAACAUACUGGCCGAGUGGCUGGAUGGAGUCAAGGCAUUGGCUACGAAGUAA